UGCUGCUUACAACCUGAUUGGCUCGUGGUUGACCCUCUGGCUCUUUUGCCGUUGGGUCCUUUGCUGGGCUUCAGCCGGUGAAGCAUGGAGAUGGUGCCAGGCUACGCAUUCACUGAAACUGCGGAGAAGAUUUGCAAGCAGGAGUUGAAGAACAACUUGCGAUCCCUCCGUGUUUGGAUCCGACGCAACGAAGACUUCGCGAUCAUGGGCAAAGGCAAGGGCAAAGGCUUUGCGCCCAAAUUUGAGGAGCCCGAUGAUUCACUGGAAGCAAGGAAUGCGAAGUUGCAGUCGCGCCUGGAGCAAGAGGUGACGAAAGUGGAGCUGAUCAUGGUCUGUCGGAACACCAGGCAGGCGUUGGGCGACAAAGGCUCGCGUAUCAGGCUGAUCAAGCACAAGCUGCUCCAGACGUUUGGCUUUGCGGAGGACUUUAUAGAGGUCUUUGUGGAGAGGGCAGAACCAAACUGGGACGACAUUGACUUGGGCCUGAAAGGCAGAGGCAAAGGCAAAGGCAGAGGCAAAGGCAAAGGCAGAGGCUAUGGCGACUACGGAAGCGACUCAGACUCAGAGGUGCCACCGCCGCCAGAGGUGACCCGGCCAGCCCUGACCCCCAGCCGCCCGCCCAGAGAGUGGAAUUUGAUGCCAGAUGAGUGGCGCGCGGCUGCUGAGCGCCAUGCCAGACUACUGGUGCGCCUGGAGGAGUCGAAUCUCCUGGGGACGGGGACGCGUCUCUCCGUUCGUGCGAACGCGACGGUGGAUCAAUGCGUACGAGACCGCCGUGCAUAUUGCCUGCGCCUGUGGCGCGAGUACUCCAUGCGCAAGGCCCCCAGGCCCGCCAUGCCGUCGCUCAAGGAGACCGUGGAGCCGGCUUGCGUCUGGGGCGCCGCUGACGACUGGGGCGCCCCUGGUGACGUUUUGCUCGAUUGGGACACUGUGCCGCAAAAGACUGCAGCUGGAGCUCACAAGAAGCUGGUUUUGAAGGACUUCAGCGACGAGGAGGUGCAGCUGGACGUGGACUUGACGCAAACAGCCGGUGACGUCCUGGCCGCGCUGCGCGAAGCCCGCAACUUCGCCAAGGGCGUCCGGCUACAGCUUGUGCUCACGCCCAGUGGCCGACAGCUGGAAGAGGACUUCCGUCUCUCGCAGAUCCCGGCGGGGGAGGAGCUCAAGUUCAUGGUCUGGAUGUGAGCCUUGAGACGCGAACGCCCGAGCCGCGAGGGCGCCAGGAAA
Messenger RNA from Effrenium voratum, 1227 nucleotides. The record is from the annotation of a GenBank genome assembly. NCBI's taxonomy places the organism in Eukaryota, Dinophyceae, Suessiales, Symbiodiniaceae.